AUGCAUCUCCCAAGCUUGCUGUCGCUGGCACUGUGGUUCAGCCUCGUCUCCCUGGUCACCUGGUCUCCGCUCCGCAAGCACGUGAGAGACAAAGUUGGAUACCUCUUUAUCCACUUCUAUGACAACUAUUCUUCUCCUGGCGUAUACGAGACCUAUCCUGCUGGUGUUCGUGACAUGUACAUUGUCAGCCGCGCCGAUGAGUCGCAGCACUUUAUUAUUGGCACCGACCUGAACCAGACGGCUGCUGGCGGUUUCGGUGGCAAAUUUGUUUCGCGCAGCCUGGUGAUUUGGGACUCGAAAAAAGCCAGCUUGACGCAAUGGAAUGAGCCCAGACUGGUCACGGUGGUUCCGGAAGAGUACAGGAUGGCUUGGGCUCCCGAAGCUAUCUGGCUGGACAACGAUGAGCACUUUUUCGUAUACUGGUCCUCGAACAAGUUCUCUGAUGCCUCCCAUACAGGUGAUGCCGAUUAUGACAAGAUCUACGCUUCUUACACCACUGACUUUGUCACCUUCACUGAACCGCACGUGUACCUGGAUUUGGGGAGCCAUAAUGGCGUGAUUGAUCUCACGCUGGGACACGGACCCAUCGAUGGAGAUAGCCAGUACGUGCGCUUUUUCAAAGACGAAAGCGUCUACAAGGUUUGUGGCCAGGUCAGCAACAAUGGAAUCCACGCUGAUUGGCAGGAUAUCGAAUCGGCAAGCGAAUGUGUGGAUAACCAUCAUCGGGCGGAAGCCGCCAAUCUUUUUGCAGGAUAA
This is a messenger RNA of Mycosarcoma maydis (corn smut), 756 nucleotides long. RefSeq lists its product as uncharacterized. The transcript is spliced from 2 exons. Bases 1 to 756 code for a protein of 251 amino acids. Lineage: Eukaryota; Fungi; Basidiomycota; Ustilaginomycetes; Ustilaginales. The record is from RefSeq and is a predicted model, not a curated record.